Messenger RNA from Strigops habroptila (Kakapo), 1666 nucleotides. It is a transcript of the gene RAB39A, whose product is annotated as RAB39A, member RAS oncogene family. Bases 397 to 1146 code for a protein of 249 amino acids. Gene Ontology annotation, cellular component: Golgi membrane. The transcript is spliced from 2 exons. NCBI's taxonomy places the organism in Eukaryota, Metazoa, Chordata, Aves, Psittaciformes, Psittacidae. Gene Ontology annotation, biological process: Rab protein signal transduction. Gene Ontology annotation, molecular function: GTPase activity; GTP binding. The record is from RefSeq and is a predicted model, not a curated record.
CUCCGCAGAGCCCGCCGCGGUGCGGGGCCGCCCUCCCCGCCGCCGCGCCGGGACGGAGGGCCGGGCUGGCCGCGCCACCGCAGAGCGGCCGUGAGGGGCGGGCGGAGCGCGCACCCCGCGGCGGGAGCGCCGGGGGCAGCCGGGUCCGGCGGCGGGAGCAGGGCAGCGCGGUGCUGAACGGACAGCGCCCGCGGGCACCGCCCGCCCGCCCCGCCCCGCCCCGCCCGGGCAGCCAGCGGGAGCCCCGGGAGCGGGGCGGGGGGACCCGGCCUCCGCCCGCCCGCCCGCCCGCCGCCGCCCUGCCCGGCGCGGCCGGCACCGCGGCCCCGUCCUGCACCCGCGGGAGCAGCUCCCCGGGCGCCGCGCACCGCCCGCCGCCGCCCGCCCGCUGCGCCGAUGCCGGGCGUUGGGGCGGUCGGAGCGCGGUGCAGGCACCGGCCGCGCAGGAGCCCCAGGAAGAGCCCCAAGGCGGAGCCGGACCAGGCCGGGGCCGCCAUGGACGCGGCGAUUUGGAUCUACCAGUUCCGGCUGAUCGUACUGGGCGACUCCACCGUGGGCAAGUCCUGCCUCUUGCACCGCUUCACUGAGGGCCGCUUCCCGGGGCCGCUGCACUCCGACCCCACCGUGGGGGUGGACUUCUUCUCCCGGCUGGUGGAGAUCGAGCCCGGCAAGAGGGUCAAGCUGCAGCUCUGGGACACGGCGGGGCAGGAGCGGUUCAGAUCUAUAACACGCUCUUAUUACCGCAAUUCGGUGGGUGGCCUAUUAGUGUUCGACAUCACAAAUCGACGAUCUUUUGAGCACGUGAAAGACUGGCUGGAAGAAGCAAAAAUGCAUGUGCAGCCCUUUCAGAUUGUGUUCCUGUUAGUAGGACAUAAAUGUGACUUAGUGUCACAGCGUGAGGUUACGAGAGAAGAAGCUGAAAAACUGUCAUCUGACUGUGGUAUGAAAUAUAUAGAAACUUCAGCAAAAGAUGCCACGAAUGUUGAGGAGUCCUUUACAAUUCUUACCCGAGACAUCUACGAACUUGUAAAAAAAGGAGAAAUCUCAAUACAAGAUGGAUGGGAAGGUGUCAAGAGCGGCUUUGUUCCAAAUGUUGUACAUUCGUCAGAAGAAGCUGUAAAGCCCAGAAGACAGUGCAUCUGCUGAGUUUGUAGCAUGCCAAAGAGCACGUCAGGUGUUCAGAAGAUGAUGCCAACCUAAAUAACAGAAUAAUAAUUUUGAAACAAUAUUAGAUCAUGACAUAGCUGAAUCAUAGAACGGUAAUUUGGCUUUUUUUAUCCUUCUGACUAGGUCAUAAUUUCAUAAAACUUUAAGUGCUUGCUUUCUUUUCAGAGUACAAUAACUUUGUGUGGUCUUCAGGAAAAGAAAUUAUAUCUUACUAAAGGAAAAACUAAUCCUAUAGCAAGACACUGAGAAGUGCAAUAAUCAUCAUGACGACAUCCUCUCCUGGGCUUUGUAUUUUGAAUACUGUUUAAAAUCAAGGCUUGCUAGGUGAGGGUCAGAUGAGCUCAUUACUUUUGUUCAUCCUGCCUUAGUUUUGAACAAGAAAAUCUUGUACCUUAUACUUUUUUAAUGUGAUUCUUUACUCAAGUGCAGGGUUGCUAAAGACCAUUAAAGUUUAGAAUGCUGUAGAAUUUCAUAAUAAAGGUAACUCUAACGAAAGCAA